AUGAUAAAUUCAACAACUUCGAAAUUUGACGAUAAUGAUAUUAAUGAUGAUGACUUACUAGCUGCCUGUGAUGAUGUUCCUUUAAAAAAACCAGAUACAAUCGUUCCGAUCGUUGAAGUAGCAUCGUUCGAAUUUCCAUUUGAACCAUAUCAAAUUCAAAUUGACUUUAUGCGUGGUCUUUAUUCAACUAUUCAACAACGUAAACAUGGUAUUUUCGAAUCACCUACUGGCACUGGCAAAAGUUUGAGUUUAAUAUGUGGUUCAUUGAGAUGGUUAUUUGAUGAAAUACAAUCGUGGAAAGAUGAAUACGAAGAAUUACUAAAACCCAUUGAAACUAAAAAUGAAACAAGUUCGGAUGAUUGGUUAAAACGGUUAAUGAAACGUAAAGAAGAAGAAACUGCAAGAGAAAAACGACGAGAAGAAUUAAAAGUGAAAAUUGAUCUUGAAGAUCAAUAUGCAAAUGCUGCAAAGAAUACAUUAGCAGCUAAUAUAAAAAAAACGAAGCGAGAUUUUGAUGCAAAAUAUAGAGAUUUAUUUAAUAGUGAAUUACCUUCAAAAUUUGAUGAUGAUAAUUCAUCGUUAUCAAAAGAUCAAUUUAAAAUCGAUAAUGAUGAUGAAUUGAGUGAUGAAGAAUUAAUCAUAAAAGAUAAUGAUCGUAAAGUAUUAUUUGAUGAUAUGGAUUCACCAACAAAAACUGAUCCAACAGGUUUACGAGAAAAAAAAGCUCAUGUUCAAAAAAUUUUCUUUUGUACUCGUACACAUUCACAAAUAUCACAAUUCAUUGGUGAAAUUCAAAAAACAAAAUAUGUUGAUAAAUUACGUUUAGUAGCACUUGGAUCACGUCAAAAUUUAUGUAUUAAUGAAUCGGUACUUAAAUUGAAAUCAUUAACAUUGAUUAAUGAAAAAUGUCUUGAUUUACAAAAACAAAAAAAAGAAAAAAAAACAACUAAAGGAAAACGACAAAAAACAGCUUGUGGUUGUUCAUUUCUACAACAAGAUCGAGUUGAAUGUUUAUCGAAUGAUAUUCUUAGUGAUGUACAAGAUAUUGAAGAUGUUGUUAAACUUGGCCGUGAAUUAAAUACAUGUCCUUAUUAUGCAACACGAGCAGCUAUUGCAGCUGCUCAUCUUGUUGUUUUACCUUAUCAAACUUUAAUGCAUAAAUCAACACGAGAAGCAUGUGGAAUUGAAAUGCGUGAUAAUGUUGUAAUUAUUGAUGAAGCACAUAAUUUACCGGAUGCUAUAUGUGCCAUGCAUUCGAGUGAAAUAAAUGGAAAUCAACUGAUCGAUUCCUAUGGUCAAUUAUCACGUUAUCAUGAAAAAUAUAAAGCUCGUUUAACAGCAAAAAACUUACUUGCAAUUAAACAAUUAUUAGAUGUACAAAUCAAUUUAAUCAAAACACUUUGCGCACAAGAAAAUUUGCCAACAGUAUAUGAUAGUGAAAAAUGGAGUAAUCUCAUUAUUUCAUCAAAUAAAACAGAAACUUCUUCAACCUUUGAUUUAAUUGAUUAUUUAUCGGAUGCUGGAAUAUAUGUUAAUCUAUUUCAACUUAUUGAUUAUAUUAAAACAAAUGAAAUAAUUAAAAAGUUACAUGGUUUUAUGUCAAAAUAUCCUAUAAAUAAAAAUCAACUAUCAGAAGAAAAGAAAACCAAUGAAAGUGCAUUACAGAAAUUAUUACAAAAACAAACACAAAAACAAUCACAACCAAAUAUUCUUGAUGAAGAACAAUUAAAUAAAGAAUCAACUGAACAACGAAUCUCAAACUCAUUUGCUAUUUUUGCAUCAUUUCUCGGAGCACUAACACAUCCACGUGAUGAUGGAAAAAUUAUUCUCAUUAAGAAAGAAACUCUUGGACAAUGUUCAAUCAAAUAUUUUGCUCUUAAAACUUCAUCAUUCUUUCAUGAAAUUGUUAAUGAAGCACGUUCGGUUAUUGUUGCUGGUAAUUUUGAUUCAUAG
Rotaria sp. Silwood2 is the source of this 1953-nucleotide messenger RNA. The record is from the annotation of a GenBank genome assembly. Lineage: Eukaryota; Metazoa; Rotifera; Eurotatoria; Philodinida; Philodinidae.